UGUAUGAGUUGUCUCGUUUCUUAGUUCGAUGAAAACGUCGAGGUCAUUCGUCAAAAAGACCAAAAAGGGAGCAGUUCUUAAGGUCGUCAGAGAGCAUUAUCUCAGAGAGGACGUGUGGACUUGUUGGAAAGAUGAUGAGAGAGUAACACUAGAAUCUCCGUUUAUAUCCCAAGAAGCUCUGCAGUCUGCACCAUCGUCUCGCCUCUAUGCCUUUCAACACUUAAUUCUUCCAGACACCAACGUCGUUCUUCAUCAUAUUGAUUUUCUUGAAUUUCACGCCAUCGUAAAUAUCGUGCUUCUAGAGACAGUUUUGGAAGAGGUAAAACACAGAAAUGUGUCUGCAUAUAAACGAGUUCGAAGCAUCCUCAGUGACAAGAGCAAGAAUUGCAUUGUUAUUUCAAAUGAACAUCACAAGGCAACUUGUAUUCAGCGACAGGAUGGUGAGUCUGCGAAUGACAGAAAUGAUCGAACGAUACGAAUAACUUCAGGAUGGGGCGAAAAGCAGCUUGAGUCUUAUGACUGUCGAGUUGUGCUACUAACAAAUGAUAGAGAGAAUAAGGAUAAGGCACUAGCUAGCAACUUGUUGGCUUGUACAGUUCAAGAAUAUGCUGGCAGUCUGUCUGCAUGGCCAGAGCUGAUGGACGUAACAAGUAGUGGAGAUACCUACGAUGGGGCAACCACACAAACUGAUUUAUUUAGUGCACAUCUUUCUCUGUCAGCGUUUCAUGAGAAUCUGAAGACUGGUAGUGUUUUUCAAGGAACAUUUCACACUCAACGAGAUAAUCCAUUUGAAGGUCAUGUGACUGUGUCCGUCCUUAAUGGGCAGGUGCUCAUUCAUGGAGCUGCUCAUGUUAAUCGAGCUGUUGAUGGUGAUGUAGUUGGCAUUGAGCUAUUGCCAGAGAAUGAGUGGUCGACACCGUCUGAUUCAACCGUUUUGCCAGAAGACGAAGCAGCUGAGAAUGAAGAAACUGAGAGGGACGACAGCUCAGGGAUAGAAAAUCCUACAUCUGACAAAAUUAGGGCAAAGUUGGAUUGUUCCAGGAAACCUAGCGGACGUAUUGUUGCCAUAGUGAAGCGGAAUUGGCGACCCUACUGUGGAACACUAUUGCCCACCAACAUGAAAACAUCUGUUCGGAGGCUGUUUGUUCCUAUGGAUAGAAAGAUUCCUCGAAUCGUUAUUGAAACUCGUCAAGGUGAUGCUCUGGAUAGAAAGAGGAUUGUUGUUUCCAUUGAUUCGUGGCCAAGAACGUGUAGAAGUCCAUGUGGACAUUUUGUUAGAGUUUUGGGUGAUGUAGGAGACAAGGAAACCGAGAAUGAAGUGUUGUUGCUUGAACACGAUGUUCCUCAUCAACCGUUUCCUCAAAUAGUUCUUAGCGAUUUGCCAGCUGUGCCAUGGAUUAUAUCCGAUGAGGAAGCGAAGAAGAGAACGGACUUGAGGCAUUUGUGUAUUUGCAGUGUUGACCCUCCAGGAUGUACUGAUAUUGAUGAUGCAUUACAUUGUCAAAUGUUAGAGAACGGAAACUAUGAAGUUGGAGUUCACAUUGCUGAUGUCAGUCACUUUGUCAGACCAGGAACAGCUCUAGACAAAGAGGCUGCCAACAGAGGGACAACAGUUUAUCUUGUAGACAAGCGUGUUGAUAUGGUUCCUGAACUUCUCAGCUCCAAUCUGUGUUCAUUACGACCAAACGAAGAUCGAUUUGCAAUGUCUUGUGUGUGGGAGAUUAAGCCAACGGCGGAAAUUAUUCAUACUCAGUAUCUCAAAAGUAUUAUUCGUUCUCAGCAUGCAUUUACUUAUGCCGAAGCACAACUGAGAAUUGAUGAUAAACAUAAAAACGAUGAAGUGACUAAGUCUUUGCGCUCUCUUAAUGCAAUGGCAAAGAUACUGAAACAAAGAAGAGUUGAUAAAGGUGCUCUCCUACUUGCUUCUCCUGAAGUGAAAUUCACUCUUGAUGAUGCGACACACGACCCUAUUGAUCUUGAAGCAAAGCAGCUUCGAGAGACAAAUUCUAUGGUGGAAGAAUUUAUGUUACUUGCUAACGUUUCAGUUGCUGAGAGAAUCAGUCGAGAGUUUCCGGUAUGUGCAGUUCUUCGACGUCAUCCACAACCAGCACCCUCCAACUUUGAACCUCUCAUCAAGGCAGCCUCUCUCAAAGGCAUCACUCUUGAAGUUGACAGUGGAAAGGCUCUUUCUAACUCACUAGCUCAAGCAGUUCUGCCUGGAAAUGACUAUUUUUGUACGUUGAUACGAAUACUGGCAACACGGUGCAUGACGCAAGCUCUCUACUUUUGUUCUGGAACUGAGCCUGAGUCCGAGUAUUUUCACUACGGUUUAGCAGCAGAUAUCUACACUCACUAUACCUCACCUAUAAGGAGAUACGCUGACAUUAUGGUUCACAGACUCUUGGCUACUGCUAUUGCUGCAGACACAACACAUCCAGAAAUGAUUGAUUCUCGUCGUGUCCAGGAAGUUUGUAAUCAUUUGAACAAAAGACAUCGAAUGGGACAAUAUGCAGGCAGAGCAUCAAUCCAACUAAGUGCUCAGUUAUUUUUCAAAGGCAAGAACGUGACAGAAAAUGGCUACAUUACAAGUGUUCGAAAGAAUGCUGUGUAUGUGCUUAUUCCAAAGUAUGGAAUUGAGUUGCCGCUCUUUCUUGAUCAGCCAUCAUUUUCUCCUCCUUUUGUCUAUAAUGAAAGGGCACCUUCUCAAGUGUCAGGAAGUGUUUGCCUGUGCACGUUUGAUCGAGUUGUUGUGUCUGUUACACUGGAAGAGCAAGAUCACAUGCCCGGUCGAUUGAAGCUUCAACUUGUGGAGCCCAAAGUACAUGGAGCUGCUGUACUAAAUUCAGAUGGACAGUCACUACGAAAGAAACGGAAGGUCUCUAGCACAUAGUUGUGAAUGCAAUUGCAUAUGAGACAAACAGAUUUUUAACAUGUGAACAGUAUGCUUACUAAUGAAUGAUUUGAUAUAUGGUCAUUGUCGUAACUGUA
Messenger RNA from Corticium candelabrum, 2988 nucleotides. RefSeq names its product exosome complex exonuclease RRP44-like. Gene Ontology annotation, cellular component: nuclear exosome (RNase complex); cytoplasmic exosome (RNase complex). NCBI's taxonomy places the organism in Eukaryota, Metazoa, Porifera, Homoscleromorpha, Homosclerophorida, Plakinidae. Gene Ontology annotation, molecular function: RNA binding; 3'-5'-RNA exonuclease activity; endonuclease activity. Bases 29 to 2890 code for a protein of 953 amino acids. The record is from RefSeq and is a predicted model, not a curated record. The transcript is spliced from 27 exons. Gene Ontology annotation, biological process: rRNA catabolic process.